Molecule: messenger RNA, 3017 nt
Organism: Punica granatum (pomegranate)
Lineage: Eukaryota; Viridiplantae; Streptophyta; Magnoliopsida; Myrtales; Lythraceae
Source: RefSeq, a predicted model, not a curated record
GUGAGCUCCACCUCGCGUCGGAGGAGAGGGCUGAAGGCUUCGCUCAGGGAGAGGUGGAGUCGGUGAGCUGGCCGGAGGUGAGCUCGUUGCUGGCGAAUGCGAGCUGGAUGUCUCCGAGUGUGGCCUCUUUGAGGCUGAAAGGAGUAGUUGGCGGCGACGGAGAAGAUUGAAGAAGCAGAAGAGGGUGGAGACGAAGUUCUGAUUGAGUGGAAUUUUCUUGGUCUCUGAGGUGAGAGUUGAGGUGGAGGAGGUCAGUCAAUCGGUGACCGGAGGAGGAAGGAGAGAGAGAGAGGAAGGAGAAUUGGCCUCUGACAUGUUCAUGGAGCUUACUUGUUUGAGCAGAGGCAGUGGCAUCCAUUUCCCACCUUGUUACGUAUUGGAUGUAUGUGGGAUUAGGAUCUUAAUUGACUGUCCAAUAGACCUCUCUGCCCUUGCAAUCUUUUCUCCUUUGCAUCAAGAAUCUCACGCCGUGGAAGACGAGGUGAAUUUAGAUUGUCUGGUCAACAAAUCCACUGAACCAGGGUCACCUGACCUAAAAAGGCAGAAGCUUGAGAAACACCUGAAUGCUGAUGCUCUAAUUCGUGCGGAACCUUGGUAUAAAACUGUCACGAACUUGCACCUCUGGAAUAUUGCUUUUAUCGAUGUCGUAUUAAUUUCAAGCCCCUCUGCGAUGCUGGGUCUGCCUUUUCUCACUCGACAUAAUGGGUUCUCUGCUAAGAUAUACGUGACUGAAGCGGCAGCUAAGCUCGGGAAGCUUAUGAUGGAUAACCUAGUCGCCAUGCACACAGAAUAUAGACAGUUUUAUGGACCUGAGGAAGCUGGUGUUCCUCAAUGGAUGAAUUGGGAGGAGCUUGAAUCACUUCCAUCUGCAUUGAGAGAGAUAGUUUUGGGCACUGAUGGUAUAGAGCUUGGUGGAUGGAUGCAGCUGUACAGUGCAGCUGAUGUUGAAGAUUCUGUUAAGGAGCUACAUACACUUAAAUAUGGUGAAGAGGUCUGCUACAACGGUGCUAUAGUUUUGAUAGCAUCUAGCUCAGGCUUGGAGAUAGGGGCGUGCAAUUGGACCAUUAAAUGUCCUAAUACAAGUAUAGCAUGUAUCUCGAACUCUGUGUUUGGUUCUGCUCAUGCUCUGGAAUUUGACUACCAUGCAGUUCAAGGGAACGAUGUGGUUAUUUAUGCGGAUAAUUCGUUCACCAGUAUCCUGGAACAUGCUGAUAUCGAUAGCAGUUCUACAGCUACAAACAUUUCUCUAUCUUUGAGUGUAUUCUAUUCCAGCGGUGGAGAAGAUAUCUUACUUGGUAUUGAUGAGACUAAAGAGGAAAGGGAGAAUCUGGACUACAUAUGCACACGUGUGAUAGCUUCCGUGAAAGCUGGUGGCUCGGUUCUUAUCCCCGUCGAUCGUCUUGGAAUGAUACUGCAGCUCAUGGAGCAGCUAUUGGUUCGACUGGAAAAUUCAGAUGUUAAGGUUCCCGUGUAUGUUCUUUCCUAUGUUGCAGAAGAAAUAUUGGCAUUUACCAAUAUAAUCCCAGAAUGGCUUUGCAAACAGCGGCAAGGACGGUUGUUUUCUGGAGAGCCAUUAUUUGGCCAUGUUGAGCUUGUGAAAGAAGGAAAAAUUCAAGUGCAUCGUGAAAUUUACUCGCCUAAACUUUUAGCUAAUUGGCAGGAGCCGGCCAUUGUGUUUUGUCCUCAUUGGAACUUACGACUGGGUCCAGCAGUCCACCUGCUUAGGCGAUGGCAUGGAGAUCAAAAUUCAUUACUUGUGUUGGAGGAUGAAGUUGAUUCGGGCAUAGCUCUCUUGCCUUUCUCGACAACUAUGAAGAUGGAGGUUCAUCGAUGCUCGUUUCUUUCUGGAAUAAAGUUAAAAAAGGUCCAACCCUUACUUGGGACCCUGCAGCCAAAGUUGGUUUUGUUGCCUGAAGACCUCUCGAAGCGAAUGAGAUGUUCAGAUGCAAAUUCAUUCUCUGUCAUUCACUACUCUGUCAAUGAAACAGUCCAAAUCCCAAGUCCUGACGAUGGUUUGGAUCUAGAUAUUGCACCAGAAGUGAUUCCACAAUUGCAGUGGAGAAGUCUAAGAGAGGAAAACUUGAGUAUUGCGAGAUUGAAAGGAAAGCUCGCCAUGCGUAAUGGCAAACAUCUAAUAUUUCCUAGAGAUGAGCUGGCACACCCAAAAAGUGAACCACUGCUCCACUGGGGUUCGCCUGAUUUACAGAGGCUUCUUACUAGUUUGUCAGAGAUGGGGGUGAGUGGAUCUUUACUAGAGAACAGUGGAAACAAAGAGAGGGGAACUGCCACUGCCAGUAUUGUACACAUCCAAGAGCCAAAUAAGGCUCUUGUUGAAGUUCGAGAAACAGGAACUACGAUUAUAACUUCAGACAAAAAGUUGGCUUCCCUCAUUUUUGAAGCAGUGAGCUGCGUUUUGGAUGGAGUUUGAUAACAUCACUUGGAAGUGCUUAUCAUGUCCAAUUCAGCUCGGGUCACAAUGGCUCUGGUGAGCAUAUCUUCAUCUGUCCCGAUCCCUAUAAUGGAGUUUUGGACUACCUCAGCGAAGUGCCUCUCGGGAGAGUCCAGACAAAUGAUUAUCACCCUCAGGAGAUUCUCCAAAUCGCCCUUCCCGCUGUUCUUGAUGUCCUGUCAGGGAAGAAAAGAAGUUCUACCUAAAGGAGGAGGAGAAACAAAGAGGGGAAUGGACAGCUAAGAUUUACAUGCAGAAAUCUGACCUCUUCGAUGGGAUUCCCAAAUUUCUUCGUGUAACAUUGGAAGGUUGCUCGAAGUUGGAAGACGUUUCUUGUACUGAGGAUCCACACGACGUAAUCAUGGUCCAGUUGCUUCUUGUCAAUUGCAUUGUGCAGGAGGUCAGCCUCCGAAUUAGCCACAUCCAUGCUUAUGACCUCCUUAUCGUACCUGUAGGAGCUGACCAACCCAACAAGGAUCUGUAGAAAGCAAAACAUUGUGACCAUAUGUCAGAAUUCUCCCAUUUAUUCGUUUUUCUCUUCAGUUAUCAAGUUAAGAUAAAGAAAUCA